CAAGCUCAGAGAAUUUUCACUCAGGCUGCUGCUGAAGCUAAGCUUUGCAAAGAAUUAGUUCUGAUUUGUUUUUGAAUUCUAGAGUUGGGGGAAAUGGAGAGAAGAUAUUUGUUUGCUUGAUUCCACAUGACAACUCCAGGGUAACUGAAUAGACUGUACGGUUGGUUUGACAAGGCUAUGCACUGAGCCAGCAGCUUCACAUACCAGAGAGAGGGGGCUGAAAUGGGGACUCUGACAAUUGUAAUGGAUUUUAUCAGACUUUCUCUAAAGACCAACUAUUUUGUCUUCAGUUGUUAAUGUUUUUCAGAGGUUUCCCUUCUGAGAGAUCGUGGCAGAAGAGGUCUCAAAAUGUGCAAAAGGUUUACUGUACCUAGUAAACUGCUGACUAGGUUAUGGGUUGCUACAUCACCAGCCUCAUUUGACUGAAGCACAUGGUACAAGCAGAGAUUUGCCUGACUGGCAGAACACAUAAGCCAUGCAUCAUCUGUUUGGGCUGGUUUUGGGACAAAAGGACCUUUCACGUGCAGGGGAUCUAUUCUCCUUAGAUGAUGCUGAGAUAGAAGGAAGCCUGUCAGAAGCUCUUGAGCAAAUAAAAAUAAUUAGUUCAUCUCCAGACUACCAGACUAACGACAAUGACCAAGCAGUGGUGGAAAUCUGUAUCACUCGAAUCACCACUGCUAUCAGGGAGACUGCAUCCAUAGAAAAACAUGGAAAGGCACUUGUGGCUCUCUGGGAGUCAUGUUUAGAGCACAAUCUAAAACCUUCAGGAAAAGAUGAGGACACACCACAUGCAAAAAUUGCAUCUGAUAUCAUGAGUUGCAUUUUGCAGAAUUACAAUCAACCUCCAAUAAUGGCUUUAGCUGUCCCCGUGGCAGUGAAAUUUCUGCAGAGGGGUAACAAGGAACUGUGCAGAAACAUGUCAAGUUACCUAUCCCUGGCUGCAAUUACCAAAGCAGAUCUGCUGGCUGAUCAUACAGACGCAAUUGUGAAAAGUGUCCUUCAAGGAAAUUCCAUGUUGCUGCGCGUGUUGCCCUCUGUGUAUGAAAAGCGGCCACAGCCAAUUAACAACCAUCUGACAGAGCUGGUGGCACUGAUGUCUCAGCUAGAGCAAGCAGAACAACACCACCUUCUAAGGCUAUUUCAGAUAGUGGCAAGGAGAAAGCAACCUGAGGUGCUAAAAGAAUGCAUUCCUUUUCUAAUUGGUCACUUAAGAGACCCUAACCAUAAUGACAUUAUCCUAAAUAUACUGAUAGAAAUAUCAGGCUAUGAACCGGUAACGUUGACCAGUUUUCUUCCAAUGCUGAAAGAGAUUGGUGAGAGUUUUCCAAGCCUCAUUGGACAAACCGCAAAGAUUUAUGGAGCUGUUGGGCACGUUGAUGAGGAGAGAGCGAGGAUGUGUCUGAUCUAUUUGGUAAAUCAGCUGGCCAACAUGGAACACUCGUUUCACCAUAUUCUUCUGCUGGAGAUUAAGGACAUCACCGACACCUUCUCAAAUAUUCUGGGCAACCAGAGCAGAGAUAUCUACCGUAUGAGUAACAGUUUCACUGCCAUAGCCAAGCUUCUGAUCCGACAACUGGAAAACUACACCACAUUAGGAAGCAGGACAGAAAAUGACGCUGAAGAAGAAUCUCCUGUACAGUUGGAUGAUUUAAAAUCUGUUAUGAAUGAAAAUGAAGAGGAUGAAAAGCUUCAAGUUAAAAUACAGGCUUUUGAAGAAAAAAUAAAUGUUGACAACAAUACUCCUGGCUCUGUGCGUAGAUAUAGUUUAGGCCAGGUUUCUAAAGAAGAAAGGAAGGAUAUGAGAUUUAACAGGUCCAAAAGUCUAGCUUUGCAUGCAAUCCGUACAAAGGGGAUGAAUUCAGACAAUGGACAAGACAUGGACAAUGGAGAUAUAGCAGCUGGCAUCUCUUUCACAGAAAUGUAUCUUAGCCAAGAAAAUGACAAAUUGCGUCUUAGUCCAGACACUGAAGAAUCGCAGCUGGAAAAUUCUUCAGUUUCACACCCAAGUAUCAAAUGUACAGAAUUAGAAAAUUUGCCAGAAUCUGUUGAAGAAAACUGCCAUGAAGGAAGUACAGAAACAAUAAAAAAUCCGGUGGAAUAUCAGGAUAAGCUCUACUUGCACUUAAAGGAAAAUCUUAGUAAAGUGAAAGCAUAUGUCAUGGAGAUUGGGAAGAAAAUUCCUAGCCCAGAUCAGUGUAUUAUUGAAGAUACUGUUAGAAGUUGUGUAGCAAAGCUGUUCUUCAGCUGCCCCCUGAAGGGUCAUUACUGCCUAUACAGUAAAUCCAGUUUUACACUCAUCAGCCGACAGCCUCAGCUAUGGAUCCAUAUCAUGUUUCUCUUUCAGCAGGAAAAAGAAAAGGUGAAAGUGGCCGGAGGGAGAAAUAACCUGCCUGACAGAAAAAUGAGAGCAAGGGAAACAGCUGAUGGAAAAGAUGUAUUAAAAUGCAUGAGAAUGAGCAGAGAAGGAAGAGCAGAAACAAGGGAGACACAUACUAGGAGAGUAAACAGUCUAUUUCUUUAUGAACUUAUAUAUAGUCUGAUGCCAAAAACAUACCAUCUUGCUGGAUGUUAACAAAAUGAUUUCAGUCCUUCUCUCUUUCUCUCUGUUGUAUAUUUUGAAUCAAUUAUAGUGAUGAUUUCAUCUUUGAUUCCACCUUUAUUUCCUCCUGCUUAACGUUUUCCUCAUAUUUUUUCUUUUUAAAAAUCUCUCUUUAACCCUUUUACCAAGAUUACAUUGCACUUUGGCGUGACCCUUUCAGUCUUUUAUAGAGCUGGGACAAUAAGCUUUGCAAUAUUUCCUAUCUCAACAGAUUUCCCAUCCCUCUUCCCCCACCCGCACUGCUUCUGUUCCUCAUCUUUCUCUUCUCUCCUCCUGUUUUUUUUUUUAAAUACCUCCUCAUCCCCCUUGGGAGCCUCACCUCAUUUAGAACUCCUAGACCAUGACUGCUCCAGUUACACUUUGGCUUUAAUGUGUUUUUUCACAUUUCUGUCUUGGGUAAUUGCAUUUGUUAAAUUAAAAGUGCUGUUGCCAAGCUGACAUCCUUAAAUUUUGGCUCAUCUUAACCAUAGCAGCUCAUAUAUUGAUGCUGUUCCUUAUCUGUUUAUUUUUUAAAAAAAUCUGGAAUAUACCCCAUCUAUACUAUGCUAGAAACUCACAAGACUACAUUCUUCCAUCUAUGCACAGGAAGUCCCAUGUGUAACCCACUAUGUACCCAGAAGAGAAUAGAUCCCUGAAUGUAUAGGGCUCAUCAUGAGUCAUCUUUCACACCCACUCUGGGGAGAAAGGGGCAUAAAGCACUCCCCUGCGUGAGCAUCUCCAUCUGGUCUGUGUGCAUGUGUGAGAGCAGCUGCUGCAGGGGAAGCUGCUCACCCUCCCAUGCAGGCACACAGGUAGUGGGCAGGCAGGAUUGCAACAAUAAGUGGAGUCUAGGCUCUGCCUCUCCAAGGGACUGGCUGGCAGAGCUGAGCCAGGCUAGAAGGGGAUGUAAACUCUGCUAGGACCAGAAUAUUUUCCCUUUUGGAGCAAGGGGGCAGCAGGGACUGAACAGUGACGCCGCAUUGGAGCGGGAGGUGUAAUUCCCAGUAUGAGGAGACAUACCUGUGAUUGAGCUAAUGUGCUAAAAAGGAGUGUAGCUGUGGCAGCACGAACAGAAGAAUGGGCUAGCUGCCCUGAGCAUAAACCCAUGAUCUUGGACAGGAUCAUACUUGGGGUGGCUAGUCCCUUCUGCUGCUUGCACUACCUGGGCUAUGUUUUAUUUUUAGCAUGCCAGUGCAAUUAGAACUAGUACAAGUAUGUCUCCUUGAGAUGAAAAUGACACCUUCCAGCUCUAGCGUAAACACACUUAAGAGUCUCAUUCUGUCCCUGGUGUGCUCCUGGGGCAGUGAAAUUCUACAUUGCCCCUUCCUGUGGGCUUGUGGUAACACCAUGAUCUAGUCCUUAUUUCCCUAGGAAUUUGUUUUUUUUACCAUCUUUUAUGUCUAUGGCUUUGUUUCUAUUCUGAAUUACUGGUUAAUAUAGGGGUCCUUGCAGCUUUAUUCUUCUAUUGCUUUUGAAAUAAUUGUAGUAAAAAUUACUGCUGAACAUCUAGAGCCCGAUUCUGGUGCCAGUGAGUCCACAGCAAUUCUCCCAUGGGCUUCAGAUGUGCAGGAUCAAGUCAGUAACAUUUGGUUUUGUGUCCUUGCAAAUACACUGUACACAUAGCAGUGUUUAUGCCCUUCUGUGAAAAAAUGAUGGUUCUUAUUAUGUUGUAUUCACUAUUCAACCCCAUUGUGCAGUAACAUGAAGUUUGAUGUAUCGUAAUUUACACUUUUUUCAUUUGUUUGAAACUCUAAAAGCUUUUACAUACUGUGUCUAUUUAACCAUUUUUAAAUUAAAUAUCAUGCUACAUUCAUCCCUGGUGUAACUCCACUGACGGCAGCGGAAUUGCGCAAGGCAUGACUUUGGUAGAAAGUAUAUUUAUAAUGUGUUAGCAUUUACCAAAUGUAGUUAAUAACUAUCAAAAAGUCAUUUUUGUCCCAGAUCCAAGGAAUUCCAUAAGUUACCUUAUUUUUGUGAAUAAAUGCAAUGUUUUGCCAUUUAUUAUCCUCUUUUUGCUGAGUGCAAAGGAAUAAUUUUCCUCUCAUAUCUCCAUAACAGAUCCUGACUUCUGUCUUCUGUUCUCCCUAUAAUUGUGAAAGUCUUGGUUAAUAAUUGUAAUAUGCUUUGAAAUCCUUGGCUGAAAGUUGUGGAACUGCAAAUUAUUAUUAUACGUAUUUAUUAUUUCAAGAUGGGUGGAUUUUAUCUUCAUAGAAGGAGCAGAAUAUUUGACUUCAGAGCUGUUUUGUAGAUUUGAGAGGAGACUGUUUUUCCAAUUAAAUGAUUAUUAAGAACAGAAAUGAAGGUAGAAUAAUGGAUGGUCUUGGAGGAAGAAAGCAUGGUAUUUAAAUAGUACUGAAAUUUUCUGAAAAUGCAAGACCGUAAUGUCCAGCUGAAGAGGAACAAAUCUAGGUCAAUUUUUCAAGUUUGAUUUAUUUAUUAAGCUUUUUCCUACAGCAAAUUUUGCAUCAGAUGAUAUAGGUCAACUCUACAGCCUCUGGCUUAAUUGGUCUCUUCAGGCUCGAAACUGUAUAAUAGGCAGUGUUGGUAGUGCCCCCUAUUUUUAAGGUUGUCUGAUAUUUCACAUUAUAAGACCCUGUUUUCAGUUGCUUGUAACUUUGCCAAACUUUAACUGUUUGGGUUGAAAUUUUCCAUGCAAAGGUGUCCCUUAAGCAGAAAUUGUUCUGGAAAAUGUAACCUAAAAUGGUUUAGCCAUGUCUAAGAAUGUGUCUAGGAGAGUAUAUGUUGUUUUGCCCAUAUUAAAAAAAAAUCAGGGUGAUGCUUUCUUUGAAUCCCUCUGGUGCCCCUAUACUAGACUAGAAAUUUGGCAAGGGGUGCCUUUAUGUCAGGGUCAUGCCUUUUGCCACUCCUGUGAAAAUAUACCUGAAUUUGGCCAAGUUCUAAAUCUCUGAAAAAUCACAGUUCACACAUGCCCAGUAGAAAUGUCUUAGAUUUUUAGCAGCUAAAUUGCCUGAAACUUGCAUCCACAUUGGGCAUGCUUCAGUCCAGAGUUGAGCAGGCUUUCCCAGCAAUUGCAUCUUUCCCUGCAAUUGCAUCUCUAGGGUCAGGCUGGAAUCAAGCACCAGAACUCAGAGCAGGGAGACUUUGUCUUUUGGGUGCUCAGUGACACCCCGCCUCCCACCUGCUGGUCCCAGGCAGCAUGGAGGAGCAAGCUACAUGAUUCAAGUGCUGAAGAGACAUGAGCCAGACUUGGGAGUUUGUGUGCAGGGGGAUUACAUUGGAACAAGGAACCUGUGGA
This is a messenger RNA of Chelonia mydas (Green sea turtle), 5834 nucleotides long. RefSeq names its product ventricular zone expressed PH domain containing 1 (gene VEPH1). The record is from RefSeq and is a predicted model, not a curated record. NCBI's taxonomy places the organism in Eukaryota, Metazoa, Chordata, Testudines, Cheloniidae. The coding region runs from base 476 to 2572 and encodes 698 amino acids. Gene Ontology annotation, cellular component: plasma membrane. Gene Ontology annotation, molecular function: phosphatidylinositol-5-phosphate binding. Gene Ontology annotation, biological process: regulation of signal transduction. The transcript has 11 exons.